This is a messenger RNA of Saprolegnia parasitica CBS 223.65, 2526 nucleotides long. RefSeq lists its product as hypothetical. The coding region runs from base 1 to 2526 and encodes 841 amino acids. Lineage: Eukaryota; Oomycota; Saprolegniomycetes; Saprolegniales; Saprolegniaceae. The record is from RefSeq and is a predicted model, not a curated record. The transcript is spliced from 17 exons.
AUGGCGGCGCAUGUUCACUCGGCGUCGGCUAUGGCGGCGACGCUUGUCGAGCCCGGUCGCUCGCUCGGGUUUACGUCGCCCACAUGGCGUGGACGAGCAAAAGCCUCGUGGGUCUGCGCCAAGCGGCCAACGCUUCGAACCCCGCUCGUCUUGUUUUCGUACGCGCCCCUUUCGUUCUACGUUACCGUGGGCUAUGUGCUUUUUGUGUUCAUAUUGCCGGCCGCCAAUAGCGGCUUGCAUCGUCGCCACCAGAGCCGCCAUUUUUACUGGGCGGCGACCCACGUUCCGACGUGGCGCUUCGUGCUUUCGUCGUCGCCGCUCGAUGUUGGGACGCGGUUGAUUGCACUGCUAGCGACGUACUACGGGCGACUCCAAAGAGUCGUCGCCGCCGUCCGCGUCGUGCCAAGCCGCGUCAAGCGCACCCAAACGCUCAGCUUGAUCUCGGAAGACAGGUGCGCCGUGUCUCCGCGGCUUCCAUGUCAAAAAGAACUUUUCGAGAAAGUGCGUCCGGGGCUCGUCGCUUCGGGGAUGCCCUUGAACCGGCGCUGGCGCGUUGGCUUGUACGCUGUCGACGCUGUCGUCGCACGCGCGCUGCUGGUGCUGGCGACGUACCGGAGUUACUUUCGCGUCGCCGUCCUGGGCGAUCCGACGCUCUUGUGGCUCCACCUCCAGCGCUGGGUCCUUCCGCAGCUUCCCGCGACGUGGCUAUCGUCUUUUUGCACGAUACUCGCCUCAACGCAGUACGUGACCGACUCGCCAGCCCUGGGCAACCUGUCUCCGACAGUGUACGCAAGCUGGCACGCGCUGAGCCAAACCCGCCUCUUCGGCCACAUUCAAAAGCUACGGGCGCUCGAGUACUUGGACGUUGGGCAUAAUGCGCUCCCCAAGCUGCAGCUGGCGCCUGCGACGCUGCCACCUAUUCAAUCUAUCUUUGCAGACGACAACCACUUGGGCCUUCGCGGCGCGCGAGAGCUCGCCAAGGCCAAGCUCUACUCCACCUCAAGCCGCCCCGAGUGGAAUAACGAGCAGCAGGACUUGAGCCAGCUUCAAUGCUCAGACAAGGAACUGGCACUAAAGCACGAGCAGCGCACGUCCAAGCACCUAGAGACCGCCAAAGUGGACCUCUACUUUAAAGCCCAAGCGGACCAGCUCGCGGCACGUGAGCGAGCGCUGCUUCGCGAUCAAGACGAGCAAUCGAAUGUUUUGAGUCAGCAAGUCAAGCUCAACAAACUCUACGAAGUCGUGGAGAAGCGCAGCCACGAAGCAGCGCAAAAACAAGCCAAGCUCGAUGCACUAGAAAAAGCGCUGCGGGACCGAGAGGCCUUCUUGGCGCAGUGCCAAGCUGCGCUUCAAGCCCAGGAGGCCCAAGUCGCACAGCCUCCGGCACAGCCGCCACCAGUGCACAAUGACGAAAGUCGAGAACUCGCCCUUCGACACCGCGCGCAGGAGCUAGCGUUAUGGGGGGAACGGCUCGUCCUGCAAGAGAAACAGCUGGCCACGAUGGAAACGCUUUUGGAGACACGUCAGCGUGAGUGGGAAGACAACCACAGUCGCCUUCAAGCCCAGCACGAUGAUGCCGUCACAGCGUGGCAGCUCGAGACGCAAGCCGCAACCGUCCGACUCGCCGAGGCGCGCGAGAGAGAGUUGCGCCAGUACCAAGACAACAUGUCCAAAUUGGCCGUCGAACAAGGUCGCUUGCGGGAGCAAGAAUGCGAGCUCCGGGCCAUCAAAGAGGCAACGUCGGUGAUGACCGACGAGCACAAGACACGCGAAGCGGCGCUCACAGCACGCGAGCAUGCGGUGGCCGAGCGAGAGGCAGUCGUGGCAGCGAGAGCGACCGAGCUGGACGCACGCGCACUCGAGCUUGAAACGAGAGACACGGAGCGCGCCGAGAAGGAAAAAUGGCUCCGGUGUCGGGAACGAAAACUCGACGUCUUUGCAAAGGACGUCGAAACGCAGCACGAGCUCAACGUGCAAAAGGCCAACGAGCUGGCACAAGCAGCGACUCGGCACCCGCCUGCGACGCCCAUGGCGACAUGCGUCUUUAACGACUGCGGCCAGCCCGCGCUCGACGGCUCGGACAAGUGCCACUUUCAUCGCAACCGCACCAAGUGCAGCGUGCCGGACUGCGCCAACCAGGUCUACGCGCGGCACCUCUGCAUUCGGCAUGGCGGGAAGCGCACGUGCCAGUACCCCAACUGCGCCACGAACGCCCGCGCCGGCGACCUCUGCGCCAAGCACGGCGGCGCCAAGCACAAGCCGCUCUGCUCGAUUGAAGGCUGCGCCAAGAAGGCGUACGGGCGCAACCGCUGCAUUGCCCACGGCGGCGGCAAACAGUGUCUGGCGCCGCAGUGCCGGACCCGCGCGCGCGUGAGCGGCUACUGCUGGCGCCACCGCCACAAGUCAUCGACGACAAGUGACGACCCACUCCUCUCGAUCGUGGAUGCGUGGAUGAACGAAGAUGCCGCGACGCAGCACGAAGAAGCGAGCACCCCGACCCCGUACCCGGGUCCUCGCAAUUUAUGA